AGAAAUAUUUUCAGAUUUCCCAGUAUUUAUAAAUACCAGAGUAUGCCAUCCUUUAGACAAUUAGGUUUUUUUGUUCUUCUCUACGGAAUGGUUCAUGCUCAGGUAGAAGUUCAGGAAAACCCUGAGGAAGGAUUUUAUCUCGAUGGAUCUCCUAAACUGCCUCUAAUACAUGCAGAUACCCUGGACAAGGAUGGAUCUCUUCCUCCUAAACUGCCUCCAGUGGAUGCUACCCUGGAUAAGAAUGAAUCUUUGCCUCUUAAAGUGCCUCUUCUGGGUUCAUCUUAUCCGGAGAAAGAUCCAACUUUAGUUCCGAACAUAAGUGUUAAUCUAGAGAAAUUAUUCGGAAAUCUUAUAGAGUCUGCUACCGACUCAUUGAAGGAAAAUCCUUCGUUUGGAAAGUUAUUUAAUUUAACAUACGAUAAAACUCUUGAUGAAGAAAGGAUAAAAAAUAAAACUCUUGGCGAAGAAAUGAUGAGGAAUAACACUUUUGAUGAAGAAAUUAUGAAGAAUAAAACUCUUGAUGAAGAAACUAUGAGAAAUAAAACUCUUGAUGAAGAAAUGCUGAAUAAAACUCUGAAUGAAGAAAGGAUGAAGAAUAAAACUCUUGAUGAAGAAAGGAACAUGAAUAAAACUCUUGAUGAAGAAAUUAUGAGGAAUAAAACUCUUGAUGAAGAAAGAAUGAAGAAUAAAACUCUUGAUGAGGAAAGGAAGAUGAAUAAAACUCUUGAUGAAGAAAGAAUGAAGAAUAAAAUUCUUGAUGAAGAAAGGAAGAUUAAUAGAACUCUUGAUGAAGAAAGAAUGAAGAAUAAAACUCUGGAUGAGGAAAGGAAGAUGAAUAAAACUCUUGACGAAGAAAGAAUGAAGAAUAAAACUCUUGAUGAAGAAAUUAUGAGGAAUAAAACUCUUGAUGAAGAAAGAAUGAAGAAUAAAACUCUUGAUGAAGAAAGAAUGAAGAAUAAAACGCUUGAUGAAGAAAGGAAUAUGAAUAAAACUCUUGACGAAGAAAGAAUGAAGAAUAAAACUCUUGAUGAAGAAAUUAUGAGGAAUAAAACUCUUGAUGAAGGAAGAAUGAAGAAUAAAACUCUUGAUGAAGAAAGAAUGAAGAAUAAAACUCUUGAUGAAGAAAGGAAGAUGAAUAAAACUCUUGAUGAAGAAAGGAUGAAGAAUAAAACUCUUGAUGAAGAAAGGAAGAUUAAUAAAACUCUUGAUGAAGAAAUUAUGAGGAAUAAAACUCUUGAUGAAGAAAGAAUGAAGAAUAAAGCUCUUGAUGAAGAAAUUAUGAGGAAUAAAACUCUUGAUGAAGAAAGAACGAAGAAUAAAACUCUUGAUGAAGAAAGGAAGAUGAAUAAAACUCUUGAUGAAGAAAGAAUGAAGAAUAAAACUCUUGAUGAAGAAAGAAUGAAGAAUAAAACUCUUGAUGAAGAAAUGAUGAAGAGCAAAGAUAAAGAUAUGAAUAGCACCUCUGCUACAGGAAGAAACGUGAAUCUACAAAGUAUAUUUGGUUCUCUGCUUAAAUCUGCUUCAACAGCUUUAAAGAACAAGGCUUCAGAUAGAACUUCAACCAGUCCUGACACUGAUCAAACUACAGAAGAACCUAAAGGAUGGCUGUUCCAGUCUGCUAAACAAAUCUCACAAGGAAAACCAGGUAAUUCGUCUGCUGGACGAAACAAAAGUAACGCAAUGGAAGAAGACAUGACAAAUGGAAAUAAAAGGAGUAGAUAUAACAUGACAAUGGAUGAAGAAGUGCAUAACAAGACCCGUCAGAGAGGGAGUAGAUACAACAUAACACUGGAUGAAGAAGAAGAAGUGCAUAACAAGACCCGUCAGAAAGGGAGUAGAUAUAACAUGACAAUGGAUGAAGAAGUGCAUAACAAGACCCGUCAGAGAGGGAGUAGAUACAACAUAACACUGGAUGAAGAAGAAGAAGUGCAUAACAAGACCCGUCAGAAAGGGAGUAGAUAUAACAUCACACUGGAUGAAGAAGAAGUGCAUAACAAGACCCGCCAGAAAGGGAGUAGAUAUAACAUGACACUGGAUGAAGAAGAAGUGCAUAACAAGACCCGCCAAAGAGGGAGUAGAUAUAACAUGACAAUGGAUGAAGACGAAGAAGUGCAUAACAAGACCCGUCAGAAAGGGAGUAGAUAUAACAUGACACUGGAUGAAGACGAAGUUCAUAACAAGACCCGUCAGAAAGUGAGUAGAUAUAACAUAACAAUUGAGGAUGAAAAGAUAAAAACUAAAGCAGUAAAGCAGGACGAACUAAAAGAAAAACUAACAUCUCUGAUAAUAACACACACAGAGGAGAAGUUGUGGUUUGAAACUAAGAACACCUGUGAUUCUCCUCCUUUGAUUCAAACCAAACUCUCGGAGAAGGAUCCGUCCUUACUCUGUCAGCAGCAAAACACUAUAGAGGAACUAUGCUUUUGUAUUGGGGGACAAAAGUCUAAAAAAUAUAAAAUGUUUUGCGGAUUUUGUGAAGCAGCAUUCAUACCUAAUUCAGCUAAAAAAACAACAGGCCCAGACAUGAAAGCAGCAAACACGUCCACAAUUUUGAAGAAUAUUAUCAAAAAAGCAAAACAAAGAAUUGAGAACCUAAACAAGGAAUGGUCAUUUCUAGAUGCAAAUGAAGAGUGUUUGAAGCCAGUAUCCAGACCCUCAAAGUUUUCUGAGAGGAGUCCUUCAAUCGUCUGUAGUGCGGGGGUUGAAGACCCGUGUGUUUGUGUCAGAAAUCCAGGAGAAUCAUACAAAAAAAUCUGCGGAACCUGCUCAAACAUUCUCCGAUCUAAACCAGUGGAGGAGGAAGAGGAGAACAAUGGAAACCCUGACUUGUCAACUUUUUAAAAAAAAAUGACGAAAAAAAAUUUGUGUAAUAUUUUCAGUAAUUGAUUACAAUUUAGAAAAAACUUUAGCGAUUG
Messenger RNA from Eurytemora carolleeae, 2915 nucleotides. Its product is annotated as dynein heavy chain-like protein PF11_0240. Lineage: Eukaryota; Metazoa; Arthropoda; Copepoda; Calanoida; Temoridae. Bases 43 to 2841 code for a protein of 932 amino acids. The record is from RefSeq and is a predicted model, not a curated record. The transcript has 7 exons.